Anopheles nili is the source of this 957-nucleotide messenger RNA. RefSeq names its product peroxisome assembly protein 12-A (gene Pex12). Gene Ontology annotation, molecular function: ubiquitin-protein transferase activity; protein binding; zinc ion binding. Gene Ontology annotation, cellular component: peroxisomal importomer complex; peroxisomal membrane. Lineage: Eukaryota; Metazoa; Arthropoda; Insecta; Diptera; Culicidae. The record is from RefSeq and is a predicted model, not a curated record. The transcript is spliced from 4 exons. Gene Ontology annotation, biological process: protein import into peroxisome matrix; protein monoubiquitination. Bases 1 to 957 code for a protein of 318 amino acids.
AUGGCGGCAAGAGGUGCUCACAUUACGCCGAACAUUGAAUUGAAAGCUUCUCUGUUUGAGGUGUUAGCCGCAGAUUCACUUCAUGUAACAUUCUAUCCUGCGAUAAAAAGGGUCGUUGACUUUUUAUCUACAGCAAAGCCUACUGUCUUUGGAGGAUUUGUCCGUUACUAUGACGAAUUUUACUUGCUGUUCGAUAGCUUUGUGCAAGGAUAUUACCUGAAACGAUACAGUGGUUCGCUUGCGGAAGUGUUUUAUGGUCUCACCAGGAUAUCAUUGCGAAGUAAAACCUUUAGCACUAAAGAUCGAAACUGGUCUUUCGUAGUACUUGUACUGAUACCAUAUGCCAUCCGCAAGCUCGAAAAAGAAUGCGCUCGUUGGAAAGACGAUUAUGAAAAUGCAAAACAUGUAUCCACUUUUCGACGAUGGAUGUUCCGAUUCCAACCGUACCUGAAGGCCUGCUACGAGAGCUUAAAAUUGAUUAACUAUGUGUGUUAUUUGGCUAAUGUCACACAAAACCACUCUCCUUCGCUUGGGAUUCUAAGACUAGGUUUAACCUAUUUAUCGGAAGAAGAGGAAAGUUGGUCAUUUAAAGACAUGCUAAAGGGAAAAGUAAGGAUUGCAACGGUGAUGAGCGCUGCCAUUCUGCGUUGGCUGGAAUUAUCGGCAUUUUUCCUACAAUUCAUCGAAUGGUGGCAGACUGAAGCCAAUAUCGGGGAUCUUUCCAAACUACCGAUUCCUGAUGCACCUGAGUUGGAUGCAAAUGCAUUGAAAUAUGCAAAUGUGUGCCCCAUAUGCUUGCAAAAGCCUAUUAUUCCAACUGCGGUAUCCGUUUCUGGAUAUGUGUACUGCUAUCGUUGCAUUACUACGCAGCUUCAAUCUGAGGGUCGAUGUCCCGUCACAAAGUAUCCUGCUACAAUUAAUGAUCUUAUUGGAAUUUUUACCGGUGACGACGAAUAG